This is a messenger RNA of Nymphaea colorata (pocket water lily), 1273 nucleotides long. Its product is annotated as tetraspanin-2. NCBI's taxonomy places the organism in Eukaryota, Viridiplantae, Streptophyta, Magnoliopsida, Nymphaeales, Nymphaeaceae. The record is from RefSeq and is a predicted model, not a curated record. The transcript is spliced from 2 exons. Gene Ontology annotation, cellular component: plasma membrane; plasmodesma. Bases 161 to 973 code for a protein of 270 amino acids. Gene Ontology annotation, biological process: auxin-activated signaling pathway.
GUUUCAAGGUCUGGGGAAAGGCGAUUGUCUCUCUCCACCAUAUUCACACUUACCCUUCUUUGGUUUUUAGUGGAGAAAUCGCAGUUUAGAAAGAAGCAUCUUCCCGGAGUGUCUUUCUGGAGUUCGCCAGUAAAGUUAGCAGAGCAAGAGAGAGGAGAGGAUGGCGGUGAGCAACAACAUAACGGCGGCGCUGAAUUUCGUGGCGCUGCUGUGCUCGGUGCCGAUCAUCGGCGCGGGCAUCUGGCUGGCGUCGAAGCCGGACAACGAGUGCGUGCGCCUCAUCCGGUGGCCCCUCAUCAUCCUGGGCGUCCUCAUCCUCCUCGUCUCCCUCGCCGGCUUCGUGGGUGCCUUCUGGCGCCUGCAGUGCCUCCUCGCCCUCCACCUACUCUGCAUGCUCAUCCUUAUCCUCCUCCUCCUCUUCUUCACCAUCUUCGCCUUCGUCGUCACCUCCCCCAACGGCGCCGUCUCCGUCCCCGGCCGCCAGUACCAAGAGUUCCGCCUCUCCGGGUUCUCCGGCUGGCUCCGCAACUACGUCACCAACUCCGGCAAUUGGGCCCAGAUCCGCACCUGCCUCUCCUCCUCCGACGUCUGCCCCUCCCUCGCCCGGGAGUACUCCUCUCCCGACCAAUUCUUCGCCUCCUCCGACAUCUCUCCCCUCCAAUCUGGAUGUUGUAAGCCUCCGACGAUGUGCGGCUACAACUAUGUGAAUCCAACGCUCUGGGUGAACCCGAUCAAUCCGGCCGCGGACACAGACUGCUAUCUGUGGAGCAACGAUCAGAGCCAGUUAUGUUAUAACUGCAAUUCCUGCAAGGCUGGGCUGCUGGGAAACAUGAGGAAGGAGUGGAGGAAGGCCAAUGUAGUGCUGAUUGUGACUCUGGUGGUGCUCAUAUGGGUGUACAUGAUCGCCUGCAGCGCCUUCCGGAAUGCCCAGACGGAGGCGCUCUUUCGUCGGUACAAACAGGGAUACGUCUGAACUUGAUUCUCCACCGGUCUGUUACUUUGAGCCCGUGAGCUUUCUCUCUUAGCUCUCCUUCUCCAGACGAUGUAUAUUAGAUCAAUGAAGGUAACCCAGAACAGCCUUCUUUUCUGUAUGAAUGUUUUGGCAGUGCAUUCUAGUUGGUUGAUCCUGUUCUUGGACAUCCAUGGUCUCCUAGAGAACAGAAAAUGAAACUUGAAUGCAACCCAGGUGGGUCUGGGGGCGCCAUGGGUGGAGCUCGAAAAUGGUCAAAUUUUUAAAAGUUUGAAUAUGAAAAUAAAGAAAAUUUCUCUGAAA